This is a messenger RNA of Hyla sarda, 1749 nucleotides long. RefSeq names its product acid phosphatase 5, tartrate resistant (gene ACP5). NCBI's taxonomy places the organism in Eukaryota, Metazoa, Chordata, Amphibia, Anura, Hylidae. Gene Ontology annotation, biological process: bone resorption. The record is from RefSeq and is a predicted model, not a curated record. The transcript has 6 exons. Gene Ontology annotation, molecular function: acid phosphatase activity; ferric iron binding; ferrous iron binding. The coding region runs from base 385 to 1371 and encodes 328 amino acids.
GCGUAUUUUGCUGCGUAUUUGGUGCUGCGUAUUUUCCUACCCAUUGACUUCAACAGAGAAAAUAACAUACGCAGCAGCAAAUACGCAGCAAAUACGCCGUGUGGGAAUGUACCCUAAAGCGCACUCAUGACUGGGGCUGUUGUGCUUUUGAAAUAGCGCAGACGUCCCGAAAGGAGAGACUAGAUUUCCUAUUUACAUGGCCAUGGCCUGUGGAUCCGAAUGCGAUCACUUCCUACAUGUGUUCCUGUCCUCAGCCCUUUUGUGUCAGUAAUGCGCCCAUCAUCACAGUGAACACAUUUGCUUCCUGAAUUAACUCUUCAUGAGCGAGCCAAGUGGCAGCCGAACAGUAGUCGCUCCCUGCUGCCUCAGUCGCUGUGGUCCAAAAUGGAGAAGCUUGUUGUCCUCUGGACUCUCCUGCCCUGUAUUAAUAUGAUGACCCUCUCAAACCCCAUAAAGGACAGUACUCCCUCUCUACGCUUUGCUGUCAUUGGUGACUGGGGUGGACUGCCGCUUCCCCCAUACUACACCAAGCAAGAAACGCUGGUCGCAGCCGAGCUCGCCAAUACUGUAUCCAAGUGGGGCGCUGACUUUAUUGUGUCUGUGGGUGACAACUUCUACUAUGACGGUGUGCAGGAUGUGGAAGACUACCGAUUUCAGAAAACAUUUGAGAAUGUGUUUGAUGCAGAGUCGCUUCUCCCCAUCCCUUGGUAUGUUGUCGGUGGCAACCACGACCACAAAGGAAACAUCACAGCUCAGAUUGCUUACUCCAAUGUGUCUUCUCGCUGGAAAUUUCCACAUUUGUACUAUGAUCAGUCCUUCAACAUCCCAAACACCAAUGUGUCUGUGAAACUUCUGAUGCUUGACACCAUAACCUUGUGUGGGAACUCCGACGACUUUCUGGGCGGUCAGCCGUUGGAGGCAGCAAAUCCCAGGUUGGCAGAGGAACAACUAGACUGGCUGAUGGAGAAACUGCAGAGCUCUAAGGAUGAAUACUUGCUAGUGGUCGGGCACUACCCUGUGUGGUCAAUAGCAGAGCACGGGCCUACCACCUGCCUCCUUCACCAUGUCGAGCCUCUGCUAAAGAAGUACAACGUGACUGCUUAUCUUAGUGGACAUGAUCACAAUAUGCAGUACCUUCAGGACGACAGCGGCAUUGGAUACGUGCUCAGCGGAGCAGGAAACUUCCUUGAAAGCUCUCGUAAACACGAGGAGAGUGUUCCCGAAGGAUACCUGCGUUUUUUCCUGGGUGAUAUGGAGCCUGCGGGGAGCUUUGUGUACAUGCAGGUCACACCUAAAGAAAUGAACAUAACAUAUAUACAGUCAGGAGGAAAAAGUCUAUUCCAAACUACCCUACGUCCCCGUAAUCUAUAGGCUCCUCUGCUUUAUGUGCAUUACUAAUGUAGCUCCACAUCUCCCCUACAGGUCUUAUCCGUGAUCAAACAAGCUGCUGAUUUUAAGUUAUGUGCCAUUUUAUGAUCUAAUGUUCAUUUUAAAAUUUUAAACGUUUUCCAGAAUCUUUAAGUUUCUCUGUUCCCUUUCACAUCACGGUUGCAGCAGUUUUAAAGGGCUAAGCAGCGGUGUCCAAGCUGUUGCGACAGUACAGUAUGGUCCGCAGGACAUAAUAGGGAUUGUAGUUUCGCUACAGGGUUUUGAUCACUGGGAUCGAGCUUUACUGGAGACAUCACAAAGUAGUUUAAAGGGGUACUCCACUGGGAAACUUUUUUUUUUUUUUUUUUUUUUUUUUUUUUA